Molecule: messenger RNA, 2686 nt
Organism: Cercocebus atys (sooty mangabey)
Lineage: Eukaryota; Metazoa; Chordata; Mammalia; Primates; Cercopithecidae
Gene: DHX58
Product: DEXH (Asp-Glu-X-His) box polypeptide 58
Exons: 15
Coding region: 267-2303 (678 amino acids)
Biological process (GO): positive regulation of interferon-beta production; innate immune response; response to virus
Cellular component (GO): cytoplasm
Molecular function (GO): DNA binding; double-stranded RNA binding; zinc ion binding
Source: RefSeq, a predicted model, not a curated record
CUGAGCACAGCGGCACCAGGCUGAGCUAAACAGGGCCGCCCUGGGCAGGCCUACCUGGUGGUGCAGAAUGGAGCUGUGGCCCUACCAAUGGGAGGUGAUCAUGCCUGCCACAGCGCUGGCGCAGCGGCAGUACUCGUCCCGGAGUUUGUACUCGCGGCAGUUGGCGAUGACUUUUCAGUUUCCAUUUCGGGUCUCUGAGCUGAGCACAGUAGCACUAGGCUGAGUUAAGUGGGACUGCCCUGGGCAGACCUACCGACUAGAGCAGAAUGGAGCUGCGGCCCUACCAGUGGGAGGUGAUCAUGCCUGCCCUGGAGGGCAAGAAUAUCAUCAUCUGGCUGCCCACGGGGGCUGGGAAGACCCGGGCGGCUGCUUAUGUGGCCAAGCGGCACCUAGAGACUGUGGAUGGAGCCAAGGUGGUUGUAUUGGUCAACAGGGUGCACCUGGUGACCCAGCACGGUGAAGAGUUCAGGCGCAUGCUGGAUGGACGCUGGACCGUGACAACACUGAGUGGGGACAUGGGGCCACGUGCUGGCUUUGGCCACCUGGCCCGGUGCCAUGACCUGCUCAUCUGCACAGCAGAGCUUCUGCAGAUGGCGCUGACCAGCCCCGAGGAGGAGGAGCACGUGGAGCUCACUGCCUUCUCCCUGAUCGUGGUGGAUGAGUGCCAUCACACGCACAAGGACACAGUCUACAACGUCAUCAUGAGCCGGUACCUAGAACUUAAACUCCAGAGGGCACGGCCCCUACCCCAGGUGCUGGGUCUUACAGCCUCCCCAGGCACUGGCGGGGCCUCCAAGCUCGAUGGGGCCAUCGACCACGUCCUGCAGCUCUGUGCCAACUUGGACACGUGGUGCAUCAUGUCACCCCAGAACUAUCGCCCCCAGCUGCAGGAGCACAGCCAACAGCCUUGCAAACAGUACAACCUCUGCCACAGGCGCAGCCAGGAUCCGUUUGGGGCCUUGCUGAAGAAGCUCAUGGACCAAGUCCACGACCACCUGGAGAUGCCUGAGUUGAGCCGGAACUUUGGGACGCAGAUGUAUGAGCAGCAGGUGGUGAAGCUGAGCGAGGCUGCGGCUUUGGCCGGGCUCCAGGAGCAGCGGGUGUACGCACUUCACCUGAGGCGCUACAAUGACGCGCUGCUCAUCCAUGACACCGUCCGCGCCGUGGAUGCCCUGGCUGCGCUGCAGGAUUUCUAUCACAGGGAGCACGUCACUAAAACUCAGAUCCUGUGUGCCGAGCGCCGGCUGCUGGCCCUGUUCGAUGGCCAUAAGAAUGUGCUGGCCCACCUGGCAACUCAUGGCCCAGAGAAUCCAAAACUGGAGAUGCUGGAAAAGAUCCUGCAAAGGCAGUUCAGGAGCUCUGACAGCCCCCGGGGUAUCAUCUUCACCCGCACCCGCCAGAGCGCACACUCUCUCCUGCUCUGGCUUCAGCAGCAGCCGGGCCUGCAGACCGUGGACAUUCGGGCCCAGCUACUGAUUGGGGCUGGGAACAGCAGCCAGAGCACCCACAUGACCCAGAGGGACCAGCAAGAAGUAAUCCGGAAGUUCCGAGAUGGAACCCUGAACCUUCUGGUGGCCACGAGCGUGGCAGAGGAGGGGCUGGACAUCCCACAGUGCAAUGUGGUGGUGCGCUAUGGGCUCCUGACCAAUGAAAUCUCCAUGGUCCAGGCCAGGGGCCGUGCCCGGGCCGAUCAGAGUGUGUACUCGUUUGUAGCAACUGAGGGUAGCCGGGAGCUGAAGCGGGAGCUGAUCAACGAGGCGCUGGAGACGCUGAUGGAGCAGGCAGUGGCUGCUGUGCAGAAGAUGGACCAGGCCGAGUACCAGGCCAAGAUCCGGGAUCUGCAGCAGGCAGCCCUGACCAAGCGGGCGGCCCAGGCAGCCCAGCGGGAGAGCCAGCGGCGGCAGUUCCCAGUGGAGCACGUGCAGCUACUCUGCAUCAACUGCAUGGUGGCUGUGGGCCAUGGCAGUGACCUACGGAAGGUGGAGGGCACCCAUCAUGUCAACGUGAACCCCAACUUCUCGAUCUACUAUAAUGUCUCCAGGGAUCCUGUGGUCAUCAACAAAGUCUUCAAGGACUGGAAACCUGGGGGUGUCAUCAGCUGCAGGAACUGUGGGGAGAUCUGGGGACUGCAGAUGAUCUACAAGUCAGUGAAGCUGCCAGCGCUGAAAGUCCGCAGCAUGCUGCUGGAGACCCCUCAAGGGCGGAUCCAGGCCAAAAAGUGGUCCCGCGUGCCCUUCUCCGUGCCUGACUUUGACUUCCUGCAGCAUUGUGCCCAGAACCUUUCGGACCUCUCCCUGGACUGAGCACCUCGUUGCCGCAGUACCCGAUUCGGGCUGUAGGGGGCGGGAGAGUCCGCAGCAGCCGUCAUCUUUCCCGGGACACAGCCUGGUCCAGGCCCCUCCUUCCUGAAUCGCCAGCUGUGGGCAUCAGGCCCACCAGCCACAGAGGAGUCCUGGGCACCCUGGCUUAGGCUCCCGCAACGGGGAAACAACUGGAGGGCCAGAGCUCAGCCCAGACCUACCCUGCACGCACAUAGACACUUUCAUAUGCACUGGAUGGAGUUAGGGAAACUGAGGCAAAAUAAUUUGCCAUACUGUACUCAGAAUCACGACAUUCCUUCCCUACCAAGGCCACUUCUAUUUUUUGAGGCUCCUCAAAAAAGUAAAUGAAAAAAUGGGAUAGAAAA